AUGCUUGGAUUGGACAGAAAGCUGGUAGAACACAAGUUGCUAAUCAAAGAAGGCUAUCUUCCUGUCAAACAGGCCAGAAGAAGAAUGUUUAUGGAAGCAGAACUCAAAGUCAAGGAAGAAAUAGAAAGAUUGCUCAAGGCAGGAUUCAUCAGACUAGCCAUUUAUGCUGAUUGGCUAGCCAAUAUUGUGCCAGUUCUGAAAAGAAAAACAGGGGCAGUAAGAAUCUGUGUGGAUUAUAGGAAUCUGAAUGAAGCAUCCCCCAAGGAUGAAUAUCCUAUGCCAAUGGCAGAUAUGCUGGUAGAUGGAGCUGCUCAUAACCAAAUGCUAUCUUUUAUGGAUGGCAAUGCAGGAUAUAAUCAGAUCAUGGAUAACAAGGAAGGGAAGGAACAGGCAGUCUACUAUUUGAGCAGAACUCUAACAGAAGUAGAAAGGAAAUAUUCUGCAAUUGAAAGACUUUGUCUAGCCUUAUACUUCACUGCUGUGAAACUCAGACACUACAUGCUGUCAUUUACCAUCUACAUCAUUGCCAAGAUAGACCUGAUCAAAUACAUGCUAAUAAGGCCAAUGUUGAGAGGCAGAAUUGGAAAAUGGACUCUGGCUUUGACAAAAUUUAGUUUCAGAUAUGUUCCUCAGAAAGCUGUCAAAGGGCAAGCUGUAGCAGAUUUCCUAGCAGAUCACCCAGGGGAAGUAAUUGAAAACAUGGAUUCUUCGGAUAUAGCAAAUGCAGAUCUGUUAACUAGAGCUCAGACUUGUCUUAACAAUCCCAUCUACCCAGUUCACCUUACACCUUGGAAACUGUACUUUGAUGGAUCAAAGACUGAUGUAGCCUCUGGGGCAGGGAUUAUUUUAGAAGAACCACUAGGGAUCAGACACUGUUAUUCUUUCCAGUUAGAGUUCCAGUGCACCAACAACAGGGCUAAAUAUGAAGCCUUAAUCAUUGGCCUUGAGAUGCUGGUGGAAUUAGGAAUCCAAUCUGUUGAAAUUUUGGGAGAUUCUAUGCUUGUGUUGAAACAGAUUGCUGGAGAAUACAAGUGCCUAAAUCCUUUUCUAGCUGUCUAUCUUGUGGCAGCCAGAAAUCUUCUGAUAGAAUUCAAGGAAGCUACUUGGGAACAUAUCCCAAAAGAAGAAAACUUUGCAACCAAUGAAUUGGCUCAGAUAGCAACAGGUAUACAAAUGCUUGAGGACUGUGUGCAAAGGAUCAUCAAGGUAGGAAAGAAAAGUCUACCAUCUGUUCUGAUAAGAGGAAUGGAGAUAGAUGACGAUUCUGCCAUAAUCACUGAAAAUGAUUGGAGAAAUCUCAUCAUAAAUUACUUGCAGUAUCCAACCCUGCCUUCUGAGAAAAGAGUCAGAAUCAUGGCUUUGAAUUACCUUAUGUGGAAUGGAGAUUUGGUCCGGAAAAGCAAAGAUGAAGUACUUCUAAGGUGCCUAGGAAAGAAAGAAUACAUGAAGGUCAUGGGAGAGACCCAUGAAGGAAUUUGUGGAGCUCAUCAAGGAGGAAGGACAAUGUGCUGGUUAAUUAGAAGGUAUGGCUACUUCUGGCCAACCAUGAUGAAGGAUUGCAUUAACUAUUCCAAGGGAUGUGAGGCUUGUCAAAGGCAUGGCCCAAUUCAGCAAGCUCCUUCAGUUCCCAUGAAUCCAGUAGUCAAGCCAUGGCCAUUCAGACGAUGGGCAAUGAAUCUCAUGGGCAAGAUUUAUCCAGCCAGUAGCAAACAACAUUGCUUCAUCAUUGUAGCCACAAAUUAUUUCACCAAAUAG
Molecule: messenger RNA, 1755 nt
Organism: Prunus persica (peach)
Lineage: Eukaryota; Viridiplantae; Streptophyta; Magnoliopsida; Rosales; Rosaceae
Exons: 2
Coding region: 1-1755 (584 amino acids)
Molecular function (GO): RNA-DNA hybrid ribonuclease activity; nucleic acid binding
Source: RefSeq, a predicted model, not a curated record